Messenger RNA from Meriones unguiculatus (Mongolian gerbil), 3277 nucleotides. RefSeq names its product adhesion G protein-coupled receptor E1 (gene Adgre1). The record is from RefSeq and is a predicted model, not a curated record. Bases 71 to 2869 code for a protein of 932 amino acids. The transcript is spliced from 22 exons. NCBI's taxonomy places the organism in Eukaryota, Metazoa, Chordata, Mammalia, Rodentia, Muridae. Gene Ontology annotation, cellular component: membrane. Gene Ontology annotation, biological process: cell surface receptor signaling pathway; adenylate cyclase-activating G protein-coupled receptor signaling pathway. Gene Ontology annotation, molecular function: calcium ion binding; G protein-coupled receptor activity.
CCCCUUUCCUUCCCCACACGGCAAGCUUUUAAAGGGAAGGCUCUCUUCAUUGAAUGACUGCCACAGUACAAUGCCGGGCUUCGGGCUGCUCCUCUUUUGGGGCUUCAGCGGCAUACACACAUGGGGGAUGACCACACUCCCCACACUGGGACAAACUCUUAGUGGUGUGAAUGAGUGUUAUGACACUACCACGUGUCCAGCUUAUGCCACCUGUACUGACACCACAGAGAGUUAUUACUGCACCUGCAAACAAGGCUUCCUUUCCAGCAAUGGACAGACAAACUUUCAGGGCCCAGGAGUGGAAUGUCAAGAUAUUAAUGAAUGUCUUCAAAGUGACUCACCUUGUGGUCCUAACUCAGUCUGCACCAACAUCCUGGGGAGAGCCAGGUGCAGCUGUGUCAGUGGCUUCUCUCCUCCCACUGGGAAGAGCUGGAUCCUGGGAAGUUCCAGUCAUUUUCUUUGCUCAGAUGUUGAUGAGUGUCUGACGAUUGGGAUUUGCCCUAAUUAUUCCAACUGUUCUAACUCUGUGGGAAGCUACAGCUGUACCUGCCAACCUGGCUUCAUCUGGGACGGCUCCAUUUGUGAAGACAAGGAUGAAUGUGCGGAUCACACCAUUUGCCCAGAGCACUCCACCUGUUACAACACUCUUGGAAGCUAUUAUUGUUUGUGUGACUCGGGACUUGAAUUUAGUGGCGGAGGACCAAUAUUCCAGGGCCUAGAAGCAUCCUGUACAGAUGUGGAUGAGUGCUCCAGGAACUCAACUCUGUGUGGUCCUACUUUCAUUUGCAUCAACACCCUGGGAUCCUACAGCUGCUCCUGCCCACCUGGCUUCUCUCUGUCAGUUUCCCAGGUCUCUGGCCUCCCAGCAGAUGGGAACUGUACAGAUGUUGAUGAGUGUAAUGACAUGUGCCCUUCCAACUCAUCUUGUACCAAUACUCUUGGGAGUUACUUCUGCACUUGUCACCCUGGCUUUGCAUCAAGCAACGGACAACUGAAUUUCUCUGACCCAGAAGUGGCAUGUGAAGAUGUUGAUGAAUGCGUCCAAGAUCCAUUACCAUGUGGACGGAAUUCUGUCUGCACCAAUGUUCCAGGAUCCUACAUCUGUGGCUGUCUUCCUGGCUUCCAACUGGACCCAGAAGGCUCCCAGACACAUGGGAACUUCAGCUGCAAAAGGAUUCCCUUUAAAUGUAAAGAAGACCUGAUACCCAACAAUGAGCAGAUACAGCAGUGCCAAUCAGGGCAAGCCAAGAAUCUUAACUACGCCUCCUUCUGCAAACUUGUGAAUGCCACCUUCAGCAUCCUGGAUGACACCUGUGAAAACAAAAGUGCCCCAGUGUCUCUACAGAGUGCAGCUUCCAGUGUCUCCCUUGUGCUGGAGCAAGCACCCGUAUGGGCUGAGCUCAGCAGGAAGGAGACAUCUGCCCUGGGUACCGUCUUGCUGGAGACUGUGGAAAGUGCCAUGUUAGCUGUCCUUCUGACACCCUCUGGGAAUGCCAGUCAGAUCAUUCAGACAGAGAACCUAGACAUUGUAAGCAAAGUAAUCACUGAAGAAUGCAACAAGGAGAAUGUGUCCUUAAACUUGAAAGCCAGAGGGGAUGAGAUGGAUGUUGACUGUUCCGUCAUUGAGGAAUCAGAAUCCACAGGGACCCCAGGAGUGGCUUUUGUGUCUUUUGCACACAUGGAAUCAGUUCUAGAUGAACGCUUCUUUGAAGGUGGCCAGGCUUUCUGGAAGCUGAAGAUGAAUUCCCGUGUUGUUGGCGGCACCGUGACCGGAGAGAGGAAGGAGGGCUUCUCCAAGCCUGUUGUCUACACCCUCCAGCACAUCCAGCCAAAGCAGAAGUCUGAGAGUCCCAUCUGUGUCUCCUGGAACACUGAUGUGGAGAAUGGGAGAUGGACAUCCUCAGGCUGCAAGAUCCUCAGUGCAUCUGAGACACACACAUCCUGCAGAUGUAACCGGAUGACAAACUUGGCCAUCAUCAUGGCUUCUGGGGAGCUCACAAUGGAAUUCUCCUUGUACAUCAUCAGUCUCGUGGGUACGGUCAUCUCCUUGGUAUGCCUCGCCUUGGCCAUGGCCACCUUCCUGCUGUGCCAUGCUGUUCAGAACCACAACACCUACAUGCACUUGCAUCUUUGUGUGUGUCUCUUCUUGGCCAAGAUUCUCUUCCUCACGGGUCUAGACAAGACUGACAACCAGAUGACCUGUGCUAUCAUUGCGGGAUUUCUACACUAUCUUUUCCUUGCCUGCUUCUUCUGGAUGCUGGUAGAGGCAGUGAUGCUCUUCCUGAUGGUGAGAAACCUGAAGGUUGUGAAUUAUUUCAGCUCACGCAACAUCAAGAUGCUGCACCUUUGUGCCUUUGGUUAUGGACUCCCAGUUUUGGUGGUUGUGAUCUCUGCCAGUGUACAGCCAUGGGGCUAUGGGAUGUAUAAUCGCUGCUGGCUGAACACAGAAACUGGGUUCAUCUGGAGUUUCCUGGGACCAGUCUGCACGAUCAUCACAAUAAACUCCAUCCUCCUUGCCUGGACACUGUGGGUGCUGAGGCAGAAUCUCUGCAGUGUGAGCUCAGAAGUCUCUAAGCUCAAGGACACCAGGUUACUGACGUUCAAGGCCAUUGCCCAGAUCUUCAUCUUGGGCUGCUCCUGGGUGCUGGGCAUUUUCCAGUUUGGCCCCAUGGCAAGGGUCAUGGCAUACCUGUUCACCAUCAUCAAUAGCCUGCAGGGGGCCUUCAUCUUCCUCAUUCACUGUCUGCUCAACCGCCAGGUUCGGGAUGAAUACAUGAAGCUCAUCACUAGGAAGACUGAGUUCAGCUCCUAUUCCCGGACUUCAGGGAUCUUACUGUCACCUAUGCCAUCUACUUCCAAAAUAGGUUAACAUCUUUUCUUGCUUUAAACUGUACUAUGGAACAACAUUUUGAGGAUUGUAAGUGCGUGCAGGAACCUACUUUUUAAUCACUCUCUGGUUAUGGAAAUUUAGGGCCUCAUGAGUUGGGGGGAGUUUCUUGUUAACACAAAGCAUGGAUAGAUGGAGCCUAAUUCCAAGGGUUCCAUGUACCAAGGAGAAAUACAAGUUACUUCCCCGCAGUGGUUUGAAUUCUGUACAUCACACCUCUGAAGCUCCACAAGUCUUAAGAAGAGCAUGUUCCUUUUUUUUUUUGUGGCACAAGUGGCUACCACGUUUCUGUCUCCUACAUCCUUUGCUGUGGGUCUCCAGGCAUUCUCAUCUAAUGCCUAUCAAGUGCUGGGCACAGAACAGCUCUCAAUAAAUGAUUUGUUGCCUGUC